AUGAACGAGAUUGUGGUCACUGAGCCCAACAGGGGCGGUGAAGGCGCCCCUCUGUUUACCUGUAAUACCUGUGGUUUGACAUUCCCUACAGCUGAUUUACAAAGAAUUCAUAUGAAAACCGACUGGCACAGGUAUAAUUUGAAGAGAAGAGUAGCAUCUCUUCCUCCUAUUUCCUCUGAAAUGUUUGCUGAAAAGAUGAUUAAUCAACAACACAUUCAAAAGCUUGCUGAAGAAAGAACUGGUCGAGGUUCAUCAUCCCGAAGCUCUGGCCAGAGACAAGUAACGAAGAAGGAUAAAAAGAGAGAAGAGAGACUGCUACGAAAGGCCACUAGCAACAAUAGAGCUGCUUCUAGUACAUAUUCUAAGACUGGUGGCUCAACAGCAGCAAAGGGACCAGCUACUGGUGAAGAGAUUUCGAGGCCAAGUAGCCCUGAGGGUAGUGUUGCCAGUGGCAUCUCUUCUACUUUCUCUCUCGGUGAUCCUGUUGGAAGCCAUUAUGCACCGAGUGUGACUGAUGAGGAUUCGGAUCUUUAUAACGAUGACUCGGAAGAAGACACUCAUUACACCAAGGCUGAGAAUGUGGUCCCUGUGCCUGAAACUAGGGAAGUUAGCGAUGACGAAGAUCUUGACGAGGACGCUCGUAUUGAAAAGGAAUUAGCCAGAUACAAGGCAAAGGCAUUGCAUAUUCCUCCUAAUGUUUGUCUGGUUGAUGGUAAGGAGCUACAAACUGUAGAGGAAAAUGUUGCCUAUAUGACGAAGAAGUAUGGCUUGUAUGUGCCGGAACAGGAGUAUUUGGUCGACCUUGAGGGGCUUAUUACGUACCUUGGCGAAAAGGUUGGUCUUGGUAACAUGUGUUUGGCCUGUUCUUUCCAGGGUCGCAAUGUCGAGAGUGUGCGUGCACAUAUGAUUGCUAAGAGCCAUGUGCGCAUUCCAUAUGAAACCACCCAAGAAAAAUUGGAAGUUUCUGAGUUUUAUGAUUUCUCAUCUUCUUAUACCCGUAAAUCCAAGGCACCCGCUAAUGACGAGGUUGAAUAUGAUGGAAAUGAAGAUGAGGACGAUUGGGAAGAAGUUGAUGAGGAUGAUGAUGAUGACUUUGGGGAUGAUGAUGAGGUUCCGGAAGACGAGAUUGUUGACGACUCAGGAUUUGAACUUGCUCUCGCUCCUGGUUUACGCGCUGGCCAUCGUAGUUUGCAAAGAUACUACAAACAAAGCUUGCGAUCAAAUGAGAUCACUCGAGAGGGUCAAGGAACUGUUAUGGCUGUGGAUGUAAGGUCUGCUGGUCUUAUUACGGCUCGUGAUCCUGUUGAAGAAAAGCAGCAGAAGCUUAUCUGGAAGAAUACCAGAAAACAGCAGAACAUCAAUUAUCGUAGAGAUAAGUUUAUCAACCAACAGAAGCAUUAUCGUGAUGAACUAUUACAGUAG
Messenger RNA from Sugiyamaella lignohabitans, 1422 nucleotides. It is a transcript of the gene REI1, whose product is annotated as Rei1p. The record is from RefSeq and is a predicted model, not a curated record. Lineage: Eukaryota; Fungi; Ascomycota; Dipodascomycetes; Dipodascales; Trichomonascaceae. The transcript has a single exon. Gene Ontology annotation, cellular component: preribosome, large subunit precursor. Gene Ontology annotation, biological process: ribosomal large subunit biogenesis. The coding region runs from base 1 to 1422 and encodes 473 amino acids.